UCCUCUUGUGUGAAUAACCAAUACGAGGACCAACAAGCAAUAUGACAAUGUGAAAUCGAACUGCGACUUAUCCAUAUCUUGGCUGGGAGGAUACAACUCUUCUGUCGAAAGUAAGACUAAAUCAGUUAUGUAGUAUCAACGUCUGGAAUUCGGCUGUCUAUGACUGUUUUUUUCUGCAGGCAGGGGUACGGAAUGAUAUCAUCUGGUCACACUUUCCUGGUGAGACUGGGAAUACCGUGAGAGAGAACUCGUCUCCAGCAUGGGGUGUGCAUGAGUGGCCAGUGGCUUGUGUUGGGGUCCAGGCCCCUGGCGGCAUGCUGACGGCUGGUCGGUAUGACUCCGCUGGACCUGUGGCUGUCACGCUCCAUUCCCAUGUGCCUGCUCCUCCAGAGCCUGCUGCUCAUGGCCUUGUGCUUCCACUCGGCCAGCAUGUGCCCCAAGGGCUGCACCUGCAAACGUGCCGACCCCCUCCCCCAUGGACUCAACGUCACCUGCAGCCAGUCCCGGCUGAAAGAGAUCCCCCCAGACCUUCCCUCCGACACCGCCCACCUCAGACUUGACCACAACCAGAUCAGCGCCGUCCCCGACCGCGCCUUCCAGGGCCUCAGGCUGCUGCGGGAGCUCAACCUGUCCUACAAUGCCGUGGAAACCCUGGGGGAGGGCUCCUUUGGUGGCGUGGAGGCCACAUUACAGCUGCUGGAUCUCUCCCACAACCGCAUCACUAAUGUACACAAGGACGCUUUCGCCCGGCUCAAGGCUCGUGUUCUGGUGGACGAUAACCCCUGGCACUGUGACUGUGCACUCCAGCAGGCGCUGGGCGGCAUGGCCCACAACCACGAGGCUGCGGCCCGGGUCCUCUGUCGGAGCUCGGAGCUUCGUGACCAGGAGGGACGGCCCUUUCUGGCAGUGGACACGGAUCUCUGUAACCUGGCCAAGAGGACCACUGACUACGCCAUGCUGGUGACAAUGUUUGGCUGGUUUGCCAUGGUCAUUUCAUACGUGGUGUAUUAUGUUCGUCAAAACCAGGAAGACGCCCGCCGCCACCUUGAGUACCUCAAGUCUCUUCCCAGCAAGCCCAAGAAACCAGACGAGGCAGAAGACAUCAGCACAGUUGUGUGACAUCACGUAACAUGUGACUGCAUGACAAAUGAACCCUACAGAAAAGAUGUGACAGGACCCACAUUUCUAGUAAUGUUACCAACAGUCUUCUGUCAAACUGUGUUGUGUUUUGUCCCCACUGUGAUAUGAUAUGAUACAAAUGAAAUCGGGAUACUGGGCAGUACAAUAUUCUAAACAAAUAUUUAUAAAUCGUUGAGAUACUUUUUUGAUGACUUCAGAGAAAUACCCACUUUUAACAUUGACUUUAAUCUAAAGAAAAUUAAGUAACAAAUUAAGUAUUGAUUCACUUAAGAUAAUGGCAGGAAAUGUAUUAUCUACGUAUCAACGUUUCUAAAAUGUGCUAAACUCGGAUUUUGGAGUGCUUUAAAUGUUUUAUCUCAGGUUUGAACUUGUAUCUUUUUAAAAUCUUAAACAUUUUAGAAGUAUCAAAUUCUGGAAAAAAUAUACUAUCGGACAACAACUUUUGUAAGGCAUAACCUGCACACUUGUAGGUUACUGUGCACUUCCUCAUUAAAAUUACUUUUAUAAACCAUGGGCCCAAACACAAUGAAAUUACCUUUAAUCUCCAUAUGACAGGGAAUGGAAUGGUUUUACAUGCAUAAUUCAUGACCUCACUGAUGUAGGCAGCGGAACACUGGUAUGAUGUGCAGUACAAUGCACUCCUUCCUUCAUUUCGUGAAGUUAACGAACUGGACUGCAUGUUCUUGUUGUCUGUAAAUGACAAAGCUAAUCUGUUGCAUCUUUGUUGAUGUGUGAUGGUCACAUGACAAAGCACAGUGGUUUAUGGUAGAUGUCAAACGUCAUCCAAAAGAGUUUUAGGAUUAAGUGAACUCUUAGUGUUUGUGGUUAUCCAGUCCAAGUCAAUGAGAAUCAGUGGUGUUAAUCGUUACAUGUUCGUGCAUUUGAAAUACUGAAACACAAGGUGCAGCAGUUUCCUGCGUAUUGUUCUGAAGUUCACUUUUACCACAAUGCUUCCUGUGAAAGAAAUUCAACUUCGCAGAUUGAGUUUUACCGUAAAUUUGUUCACAAACAAAAAAUGCUAGAUUUUCAAAUGAGAUUGUAGACUGUAAUCAUUUCAGCUAUGAAAUAUCAACAUCCGUAUUCCAUCCAUGUAUUCAGUCCUGCAGAGAUGCACGCGUCAUUUACCUUGCAUUUAAUAACACUGUGUGUACAGUAAUGUUCCAGGCAGAGUAUGAAAAGAAAAUUGCAGCUGUCAUUUUGUAAUAGCUUCACAGUUACAAGCUCUGUAAGACACACCCAAGAGAGAGAGAGAGAGAGAGAGAGAGGACGAUCUACGCAAAAGAGGACAAUAGAAUGAGAUGAUCACGGGAAAUCAAAUGAAAAAAGAAGACUUGCUGGAUGUCAUUUGGCCUUUGUGGGGAUCAUACCCAAACAAUAAUUUGAGUAUUUCUAGAGCGCAGCUUUUUCGGCCACAAUGAAGUCAUACAUAGGCCUGUGGGAUAAGGAGUUUCACGCUCCACAAUUGUUAUACUUGAAAAGCUACAGACUGUCAGUAGAAGACAUGAUAUGAACAUACACAGCUAGAAUGCACAUAACACAGUGCAAAUGUAAAUAGAAACAUUGUAGUCAUGUGAAUGACUUGAAAUCCCUUUAAAUAGUUGUUCUUGAAUGUGCUGCAGACAUUUGCCUUGUCUUGCAGAUGAGACCUCAUAAUGUCCAUGAAGGGUUCAGGAGUUGUCCUUUAUUGCAUGUUCUGCACACGAAGCACAGUGGAGCCAAGAACUUGAGAGCAUUUCUAAGUGCCUGAAAUACUUCUCUCACACUCUUUCUUUCCAUUCAACCUAACUUCAUUUUACUCACUCCUUCCCGAACAUGAAAGCACAGCCUUUUACUGGCAAAUGUUCAUGCAUUUUGGAAUCCAAUCAUGUCCAGGAGGAUUUCUCAAUCCAUCCCACAGAAGAAUUACUCAAUGAAUUUGUUAUAUUUUAUGGCUCUGUAGUACUGAAAUUGACCAUCAUAUCAUAUCACAGCUAAACCUUCUUUCGUAACAUCAAAGCAGCUUUGUGAUGGUCUUUUUACCAGUAUUAUUUUCAGUAGGCAGACAUUACAAUGUCUGAUGUUUUGAAACGUGAUCAUAUUUAAGACCUGGAACUGACUUCCAUUAAUACAUUGUAAAGGCAUGUCAUAGAGUAAAGAAAAUAAA
Molecule: messenger RNA, 3283 nt
Organism: Hypomesus transpacificus
Lineage: Eukaryota; Metazoa; Chordata; Actinopteri; Osmeriformes; Osmeridae
Gene: lrrc3b
Product: leucine rich repeat containing 3B
Exons: 2
Coding region: 334-1119 (261 amino acids)
Molecular function (GO): protein binding
Source: RefSeq, a predicted model, not a curated record